AUGUGUUCUAGGCUCAUACCACGUUCCUCCUUACGGUCCUUACGGACAGCGCACGUUGGGCGGCAUAUCUUACCAAUAAGCCAAGCCAGAUACAUAUCAACACCAGUGAAUUAUCGGGUUAUUGAGCAUACUAUUGACUGCAGCCACUCAAGAGAAUAUCUCGCUGAGACGGCAAAUGGCGAUGAAGACACACCAAAACUUGCUGUGAAGCAAUACGUUCCCCACGACAACCCCAAUCCUCAACCUGGUGAUGUAACCGUUAUUGGUGCUCACGCAAAUGGUUUUCCAAAGGAACUGUAUGAGCCGCUAUGGGAUGAGCUGUAUGACCGAGCAAGACAACAAGAUCUCAGGAUACGAUCGAUAUGGAUUGCAGAUGUAUGGAAUCAAGGUCAGUCAGGAGUUAUUAACGAGAGAGUACUCGGCAACGAUCUCAGUUGGUUUGACCACGCAAGAGACCUUAUGAAUCUCAUCAACCAACAUCAACGAGACAUUCCUCAUCCCAUCGUUGGUAUUGGUCAUAGUAUGGGUGGAACUCAGCUGGCACAGCUGGCACUUUGGCACCCUAGGCUUCUGGACUCGUUAGUACUUAUCGACCCGAUCAUCCAGAUACCGAACCCAAGUAUUUCCCUCGCCGGUCUUUCCACAAAGAGGCGGGAUAUCUGGUCAUCAAGAGAAGAUGCCGUUACAAGGUUCAAGAAAAGCAAGUUCUUCCAGUCUUGGGAUGCUCGUGUUCUGGACCUUUGGAUAGAACAUGGGCUUCGAAAUAUUCCGACUGAACUUCAUCCGAAGGAAGAGGGUUCAAGUCCAGAUGAGCGAGUUACGCUCACGACGUCGAAGCAUCAAGAGCUCUUUAGCUUCGUUCGGCCGACAUACAUAGAAAGAGACUGGGAACCAUUCAACGACAAAGACCCGGAACAGAAUAAAGACUGCCCCGACUACCCUUUUCAUCGCCCAGAGCCGCCAAAGAUAUUUCGCCACUUACCCGAGCUUCGACCAAGUACCCUAUUCGUUUUCGGAAAGCAAUCAGAGUUUUCUUCCCCAGAGCGACGAGAGGAGAAAAUGCGGACAACAGGCACCGGAGUUGGGGGCAGCGGGGGCGUAGCAGCUGGUAGAGUUCAAGAGGAAACUCUUGACUGUGGCCACUUGAUACCGAUGGAGAAGGUUUCUGAGUGCGCAGAUGUCAUCUCUUCAUUCCUCGGGAAAGAAACGAGACAAUGGCGCGAUCAGCAAGAAUCGUUCAAGAGGUAUUGGGAAAGCCUGUCGAGACGACAACAAAUCACGAUCGAUGAACAGUGGGAGGAGAAGGUUAAGUUUGGGGAUAAAUACUUGAGAAAACCAUAG
Fusarium verticillioides 7600 is the source of this 1341-nucleotide messenger RNA. RefSeq lists its product as hypothetical. Lineage: Eukaryota; Fungi; Ascomycota; Sordariomycetes; Hypocreales; Nectriaceae. The coding region runs from base 1 to 1341 and encodes 446 amino acids. The transcript has 4 exons. The record is from RefSeq and is a predicted model, not a curated record.